Messenger RNA from Kickxella alabastrina, 1245 nucleotides. RefSeq lists its product as uncharacterized. The coding region runs from base 305 to 1225 and encodes 306 amino acids. The transcript is spliced from 2 exons. The record is from RefSeq and is a predicted model, not a curated record. Gene Ontology annotation, biological process: ubiquitin-dependent protein catabolic process; metal ion transport; vacuolar transport. Gene Ontology annotation, cellular component: perinuclear region of cytoplasm; Golgi apparatus; endoplasmic reticulum. Lineage: Eukaryota; Fungi; Kickxellomycota; Kickxellomycetes; Kickxellales; Kickxellaceae.
UUUCUUUUUCUUUUCCUUCCUUUUUUGUGUUUUAUUUUUACCUUUUCCCCUCCAUUCACUCAUUCGCUAUUAACUGAAACUCACAUACCCUCCCCCUUCUAUUGUUUCAAUUAGUAUUUUUCUUUCCACCCUUUUAUAUUUCUCUUUCCUUUUUCUCCGCUUAUUACUAAAUUCAGUUUUAUAUAUUACAUUUCAACAAAACACAUAAGCAAGACACCUUUCCUUUUACCCCUUCUUUCUUUUCUCCCACACACACACACUAUUUUCUAUCAAUUUUUUUGUACUUUUCCUUUCUUUUGAAAAGAUGGUCAAAGAACGCAGCUAUAAGAUUCUCGAGCAACUGGACGAGUUCGAGUUGCAGGAUGCAGGCGAGUCCAGCAUGGGAAUGGGAUACCAGAGCGAGAGUGACUCCGAAGAUGAGGCUAGGAAAGAACCACAUGGUAAUGUAGUUCCCUCAGCGAUGGAUUCUGACGGUGACGAUAGGAGCGAUGAUGAGGUGGAAUAUAGUGAUUCUACUGGGAUGGCUGCCGUGCGGCAGAGAGAGGUUGUGACGGGAGGCGAAAGUGCACAAAUAGGAGCAGCAGAGGCAGCGUCAUCGUCUUUGGCGGCGGUUACAUCGGCGGCGUCGGGUCAUGUUGUGCCUAAUCCGACAGAUGGGGUUUUUGCAAAUAUGUCUGCAAAGCCUGAGCUGUACCUUGGGUACGACGACAAGGUUCCCAAUGAGGCAUUGCCGACUUAUCAGGACAUUUACGGGGUAGCUUCCACAUCAGCUCCGCCGUAUUUCGAGACAGCGGUGAUUUCAGUGAGCGACGAGGAUGAGCUCUUGGUAGAGGGUCUUCCGGUAGGAUCCCUGGGUGUAUUUGUGGUGAACAUGAUAGUGUCAACGGCGUUCCAGGUGGUUGGGUACAUGCUGACCUUUCUGUUGCACAGCUCGCAUGCAGCGAAGAACGGGUCUUUGGCUGGGUUGGGGAUUACGUUUAUGAACUUUGGAUUCUAUAUUCGCACGCAUCUCGGACAGCCCAUGAUGGAUGAUGGGUCGGGGAAUGACCAUGGUGGUGCAGCUGGAGAUGCGCCUUUUGAUUCAGAUACACCCCUGGAUAACGCGUACUUUGCGUAUUUGCUCAUGGUUGUUGGCGCCGGCAUAUUCCUCAAGUCGGUAUUUGAUUAUGUGCGGGUGCGGAGACUGCAAACGAUUAUUGAAAGCUCGCCUGAACUAAACGUAUAGAAGAGACAAAUGAAUAUGUG